Messenger RNA from Lachancea lanzarotensis, 471 nucleotides. RefSeq names its product LALA0S01e14642g1_1 (gene DUT1). The coding region runs from base 1 to 471 and encodes 156 amino acids. NCBI's taxonomy places the organism in Eukaryota, Fungi, Ascomycota, Saccharomycetes, Saccharomycetales, Saccharomycetaceae. The record is from RefSeq and is a predicted model, not a curated record. The transcript has a single exon. Gene Ontology annotation, biological process: dUMP biosynthetic process; dUTP catabolic process. Gene Ontology annotation, molecular function: magnesium ion binding; dUTP diphosphatase activity.
AUGAGUAUCUCAGAGGAACCUAGCACGAAACAACAGAAGCUGAACACUUCAUUGAGAGUUCAGCUUCGCUCCAAAGACGCCACGGCACCAACUAAAGGAUCCAUCUUUGCAGCGGGCUACGAUAUCUACGCUUCCAAAGAGACUACUAUUCCUAGCAGAGGCCAGGGCAUGGUUUCUACAGAUGUGUCAUUCACGGUUCCUGUCGGUACAUAUGGUAGAAUUGCCCCCAGAUCAGGAUUGGCCGUGAAAAACGGAAUAAACACGGGAGCCGGUGUUGUGGAUCGCGAUUACACCGGUGAAGUGAAAAUCGUGCUCUUCAAUCAUUCAGACAAAGAUUUUUCAGUUCAAAAGGGCGACCGUGUUGCGCAACUGAUCCUGGAACGCAUUGUGGAUGAUGCCGAAGUGGUCGUGGUUGAAUCGCUCGAAGAAAGUACUAGAGGUGCCGGUGGUUUUGGCAGCACGGGUAACUAG